Molecule: messenger RNA, 1295 nt
Organism: Dermacentor albipictus
Lineage: Eukaryota; Metazoa; Arthropoda; Arachnida; Ixodida; Ixodidae
Source: RefSeq, a predicted model, not a curated record
CGGCCAGCGUUUUUACGGAGCGCAGCUUACGCCCGCUGGGAAGCCCUCUCCAGCGGAGCGAUAGGCAGCGCGCGAGCGUGCGUAAAAGCGCGCGGGCGUGUAUGGGUAUUCAAGAUGGCAGCCGUCAACACAAGCGCCGGCGCUGCUGCGUUGUCGACGGCGACCGCAGCUCAGGCCCGUUUAGAAGUCAAGAAAGCCCGGAGAUGUUUCACCGCUGAGGAAGACUUGUGCCUUUUGCGUGAGGUGGCAGCGACGAGACCGUUUGGGGAUGACCAUAAAUGGAUUGAAGUUGUGCGCAUCGUGAACCACGCGGUGGGCCGCCAACUUACGCUGCGCGGAGCAAAAGACCGCGUGGAUUUGCUAAUAGGAUACUGGCGACAGCAGGACGCCAAGAACCUUAAAAGGUCUGGUACAGAAGAACAAUACGCGGAGAAAGAACAAAUUCUUCAAGACCUCUCGGACUACGUGCGGACAAUAAAUUACGAGCCGAGGAUAACCCCAAGAAGUGGGGGCAUUAUGAAGAGAAAACGGCCCGCAACAGCCGAGUGUUCAGUUUCCGUGUCCCUGAUGGAUCCACGGGAAGGUGCUAUGUUGAUGCAGGAAGCGACCGGCUGCAGCAGUAAUCCGAGCGGGGCUGCCGACCGAAGUUGCGAAACUGAAUCAAGGCAUGAACCAGAAUCCCCGGCUGCUCACCUGCUCCUCACUAUGUACGAGCCGGAUUCUCCAGAGACCUCGCCUGCUGGAGCUGCUGCUACUAGUGGCGACCGUUCUGAGCAUCAUGUGCACAGACAAGUGCAUAGCCAGCACUCUGCAAAUGUCAGUCCAGAGCAGCAACCCAUCCCCGCCGGGGGAACACAGCCCCAGCCCACAAAUGGAACGGACCAAGGAGGAGAGCGCCAGCCUGCAGCUAGGCGACAAGUUCUUCCCGUCACCACUAGAGGAACCCGAGGGUUACAGAGCAUCGGCCUGCAGCUGUUAACUAUGCGAGAAAAACAUGACUACGAGUUACGCAUAAAAGCGCAUGAAAUUGAGAAACAAAAAAUUGAAAAUGAAGUGCGGCGUCUCGCUCUAGAGGAGCGCAGAUUGGACUUAGAGGAGAAAAAACAUGAGCUUGAAGUGAGACGGUAUGACAGAGAACAUGAGAAACUGCUUGAGAAGGUAGAGAUGAUGUUAAGCGAACAGACUAAAGCGAUUUUUGAUUUCUUGAGCGCAAAUCGCGCAUGACAUGAAUAGCCAGAAAACUGUCCUGGAAAGGUGUUGUACAUCUUGUGCUUCAAUAAAACACAUUUCAGAAA